Messenger RNA from Recurvomyces mirabilis, 1908 nucleotides. RefSeq lists its product as uncharacterized. The record is from RefSeq and is a predicted model, not a curated record. The transcript is spliced from 2 exons. NCBI's taxonomy places the organism in Eukaryota, Fungi, Ascomycota, Dothideomycetes, Mycosphaerellales, Teratosphaeriaceae. Bases 1 to 1908 code for a protein of 635 amino acids.
AUGCUCGUGGUAUGGUCGCGACAAGUCCGACCGAGUGAGCUGACGGGUGGAAGGGCCAGAUCACUGGAGGCGCGCCUGCGCGACGCCCUGUUUGUGGUGGCGGCCAAUACGACGCUUGGGUUCGGCUAUAAGGCGUUGCUCGAUAUGGGAUCGAUCUCGACAAUCGCGAUGGGAUUGACGGUGCCUCUGCCUCUGGAACAUGUUAUGAUGAAGCUGUUACAAGGUCAUCGGCAAUUGCACGGCCUGGGUCUCAUCUGGACAUUGAUUACUGUUACAAGUGCGGUGACCGCCCGCAUGAUGAGUGUGUGGGUCUCUCAAUGGACAACAGUCGGGCCUCAGUCGAGAAGCUCUGGCGAGCAGGAACCGGAUCGUCGCAUACUGCUGGCGCUUACGAUUGGCGCUCCUGCGGCGGUCCUCCUAGCUAUGUUCGGCGAAGAAGACAACAUUGGGAGGUUCAGAAUUGCAGCGAUGAGAGUACCAUGGCUCAUGGCACUGAACAUCAUGGCUAGUGCUGUAGCCCUUGGCAUGUGCUGCAGCAUUUUCGGCAAUCUGCCGCCGCUCGGUGACGUCGAAGAGGCAGUUCAUGGGCCACCAACAUCGAGCCACUCGAGCCAACAUAGUCAAGUCUUGCAGUCAGCGAUGUUGACAGGACUUAUUCUGGUCUGCACGACGCAGCUCACUGGUCGCGGUACCGGACUGACACUUGUGCAAGCUGCUGCAUAUUUCAUUGCACUAGCGGUCCAGCUUCCGUCACUUGAUGCUGGAGGUCAUGGCAAGUUGACUGCCUUCAUGUUGCGCCAAGACGACCUGCGGACUGUUCUGCUCGAAGAUGAUAAGACUGAGGGUGAUAGCAGGACUUCCAACGAGAAGGUCCAGUCGUUACAGGUCACGGUGCGGAAAGAUUACGCUAAGAGCGUGGCCACUAAUCGAGCAGUACUGAACGUCGUGACCACCACAUUGAUCCUGCUUGCAUUGACGCUCUUCUGGUCCUCGCAAUCAGAAGUAGUUCCAGCAUUAACAAUGCCCUUGGUAUCGCUUCCAGGCUCUGGCUCUCUUGAUAUCGUCGUUUCUCGCUACCAGGAACCAUACAGCAGCGUCGUCUCCAUGCUCGAUAGCAUCCACAACAUUGCAAGUAUAGCCAAUCUGGACAGUACUCGAAUCUUCAUCUACGACAAGGCUCCUGAAACGGAUGAUGCUUUGUCCCCUGACCCCUGCAUCAGCCUCCAUCAUCCUGGCGUUCGGAUCUCGCGCAUCACUCGCCCCAAUAUUGGCCGUGAAGGCGAGACGUACAUCCAUCACAUCCUCACCCACUACAGCGACCUGGCACAGCACACGCUCUUUCUCCAAGCCGAGCCUCACGAUCGCCUGCAAGCUCUUCGAAGGAUUCGAGACUACUUCCACCCAUCAUUGACUGGAUUUCUGACCCUCUCAUAUCCGAGUAAUAUCUGUGCCACAUGUGAGGACUGCGUGGACUUCUCCGAGUGGGAGGAAGACUCGUCUGUGCUUCGAGAUCUGCAAGGAGCCAGCUUCGACAGGGAUCAGGUCUGUAAGAACGUUCUUCUGACAUACCACGGCCAGUUUCUGGUUUCCUCAACCCGUGUCCGAUCGAACCCUCUUUCAUUCUACGCCGAAAUUCUCGAUCACUUCAUCGAUCCAGCCAGCGAUAAGCACAAAGCACCAUAUCUGAACCAGACCUGGAAUAAAGACAUCCCGGACUCUUUGUCCGCUCCAGUGUUCGGAUAUACCUUGGAACGAAUGUGGGGAUCGAUUUUCGGGUGUUCGGGUGAAAGGAUCAGUAUCGAGUGUCCGAGCCUGCUGAGCGGGACACUAGGGCACAAGGCGAGUGCGCUUGAUGGGUGUCAAUGCCUUGACAGCGAGAGUCUCGACGAUCAGUAUCUACUGGAGUAG